This is a messenger RNA of Otolemur garnettii (small-eared galago), 1218 nucleotides long. RefSeq names its product testis expressed 28 (gene TEX28). Bases 1 to 1218 code for a protein of 405 amino acids. Gene Ontology annotation, cellular component: endomembrane system. NCBI's taxonomy places the organism in Eukaryota, Metazoa, Chordata, Mammalia, Primates, Galagidae. The transcript has 4 exons. The record is from RefSeq and is a predicted model, not a curated record.
AUGGUUUUAAAGGCAGAAUAUACCAAGGGACCAAGUGCAACCCUUCCGUCCAAUGUGCCUUCAUGCAGGUCCCUAUCCAGUGAAGAUGGCCCCAGUGGCCACUCUAGCCUCUCAGGUGGGGAGCUUGCCCGAAACUUACAGGAGAGCAUAAAACACCGCAUUCUGUACCUCUCAGAGCAACUGAGAGUGGAGAGGGCCAGUAGGGAUGAGAACACCGUGGGCUACCUCAAGCUGGUGUCCAAAGCAGAUCGGCACCAGGCCGUGCAUAUCCGGCAGGCCUUUGAGAAGGUCAACCAGCGUGCCUCUGCUACCAUCGCCCAGAUAGAGCGAAGGCUCCGCCAGUGUCACCAGCAGCUCCAGGAGCUGGAGGAAGGAUGCAGGCCCAAGGGCUCAGUGCAGCCAGCAGAAAGUAGCCUGGACACCCAUGAGCAGCCUGGUGAGAAGGCCCAGUUCACAGAAUCCCUGAAGCAGAAUGGAGAGGACUGCCUGCCUGCUAGCCUGCCUGACAUCAUCAAACACUUCACUCUGCAGAUGCGCGUCCCAGGCGUGCAGCAGGGAAGGCUGUCAGAGAAAUAUUUGGCCCGGCAACGAAACCUGCUGUUGCAGAAGAUAAAAGAAGAGCUGAAAGAGGUCAAACAGUUCCACGUUGGCCUCCGGGCAUCCUACAAGAGCCUAAAGGAGAGGUACCUGACAGACCUGCAGGUGUCGCUGGAAUCCCUUCAGGAGGACAAAUGCCGACAAACAUUGCUGGAAGAGCAAGUGAAUGACCACCUGCAGGGCCACCUGGAUGAGAUCUACUUCCUCAGACAGAGUCUGGCCUGCACUGAGGAGAAAAUGGCCUAUCUGUCCUAUGAGAGAGCCAAGGAAGUAUGGGAGGUCAUGGAGACUUUCAGGAGCCGAAUGUCUACGCUUGAAACUCUACAGCAAGUCACCCAACUCGAGUUGAUGGAGAGCCUCAGAAGCCGUCCCCAGGAUUUUUUGUAUAGAUUCGUCAGCCUGCUCCUCACACUGGUCACCCUCCUCCUGGUCUCUGUCUCUGCUGUGUGUGCCUUCCCUACGCCACUGCUGAGUUCACGCCUGCGCACUUGCACCACACUCAUGCUGCUUGGGCUCGGGGCCCUGGCGUGGCAGAAGUUCACCUCAGACUGGCAGGAGUGGGUCCCCUCCAUAUGGAGACUAUACUCCAAGGACUCCAGGCCUCCAUUUGAUGGACCUUAA